Messenger RNA from Suillus discolor, 2755 nucleotides. RefSeq lists its product as uncharacterized. The record is from RefSeq and is a predicted model, not a curated record. The transcript is spliced from 8 exons. Bases 326 to 2374 code for a protein of 682 amino acids. Lineage: Eukaryota; Fungi; Basidiomycota; Agaricomycetes; Boletales; Suillaceae.
GGUCAUUGAAAGUAUUAUUAUUAUGACAACGAGAAGCUUGGCAUCCCACUUCCCUUCCUCCACUACCUCAUCCUUUAAAAGCUAUACUUGUGUAGCUUUCUUCCGAAAGGCGCUCACAAUAAGUCACUGACAGCAGACACUCAUACCACACGGUGUAUAGCCACACGUCAAGAGCACCCCAGAUAUUUUCACCAACGAUCGAGCCCGAGAGUCUACACUUUGAGCUUGCUUUCAAGCCACCUACUACAUCAUUCAGUGACAGUACAUACCUACUAUCACACCUUGCCUCGAGGCUAGCCUUUAUUUUUUUUACCACGAAGUUUUCAUGACUUUUGUCACGGGUGGUGCUUCAGCCUACGAUCAAGGACCUGUAUCUCCCGAGUCGUGGAAGCGUGCCGUGUACCGGAGUGCUCCUCAGUAUUUCUACGUCUCAGUCCUCAAUCCAGAAAAACAAGGCGGUAGUUAUAGCUAUGGCCUCAGGAUUUGUCCCAUUAAGAACGAUAACGCAUCCAUUUCUGCUCAUUCAACUUCCUCGAAGGGCUCACAUUUGGAGUAUGACAUCUGGCGAAAAUGGGAGGACUGUCUCUGGUUUCAAGACAGCCUUGAGGCCGAAUACGCUCUCAUGGCAAGACAGAAGAUAACACGUCUGGCUGCAGGCAAAGGAGUGAAAAAGGGCGGGAUGUACAUCCAGAGCGACCAGGCAGCUUCUUUUGAUUCACUUCCCCCGGGUCCCGAUCCUCACUCCGUCGCCCGUGAUAUCCACCGGUAUAUCCCGAAGCUGACGAAGAAGGGAACACUAUUCCGCGCGAGCCAAGCUACCGUUGACCAACGGUUCGUUGAGUUUCGUGCCAUGAUAAAUGCGUUCUUUCAAGAAGACCUCCCGAUGCUCUUGAAAGAGUUGAUGGCCACGCGAACCUUCACUGAUUUCUUCGGCUAUUGGAGACGUGAUCACGACCUCGCUAUCAAAACACAGAAAAAUCAGACCUCUCCCGCUAAACCUCGCCGCUCUGUGUCUAGUAGCAUGCUUUCUGCUUAUUUUUCUCCUUCAAAUCCAGCAACAUCAGACGACGUACCCUCUUCCACGUCUGUGACCGAGUCACCAAAGAAGUUGCCCAGGCGAGGUUCAGGCACUUCAGACUCAUUGUCAUCAGGAAUUUCCCUCAAAGACCAGCCAACUACCCGCUCACGCGCGAAUGCCCACUCUGCCGGCUUGACAAUAUCCCUGCCAUCGCGUGGCUCAAAAUCCACCCUAUCUUCUUCUUCCUCGAGUUCUCCAUCUCCUGUCACGCCGCGUCGAUCUUCUAAUCGUUUGCCAAUGGUUGUUACACAUGAAGCUCCAAUCACAUUUGGACAUAACCCACAUACACCUGCCGGAUACGCGUCGGAGCGUCGAGCAUCGGUACUCCAAGUCCUCCCAGAGGACCAGGAGGUUGAGAUUGACAAGGCUAUAUCUGUGGAUUACACGCAGACGCGAAGGGCAAAUAGGACCGCUAGGGUCCUUGGCCCCCCUGCUUCCGAAUUAUAUGAUGAUACUGAACUUUCUUCGGAUGCAGAGUCCUACGCUAGGUGCUCCUGGCGGUCAACCAACUCUGUUUCGUCCUCUCGUGCUGCAGCCUACCUUGCUGAGCUCGACGUUGACUUCACGCUUCCACACCCUCACCCGGAACGUGCGCACCGCCCCCGUGCCUCGAUGUGUAGUGUAGCCUCAUACAGGACUGAUGCCUCCGCCGAUGCGAUCAUUUCUCGAUCUGCUUACACUCAGUCUUCGCCUUCUACUGGGACUCGACAAUAUCGUCAUUCCGUGCCUUUCCCAGAUGAAGAGGAGUGGGCGGAACGCGAACCAUGGGCUGAUGAAUCGGCUUACGGAGAGGAUGACCUCCUUGACGCCUAUUUCUAUGACGCGAUACCGCCCACAUCACCUAGCGAAGAUAGCCACUUCUCUUCACAGCAGCAUGACUCGUACCCAACAUCACCGUACCCUGCGCGACGUACAUCCGUAACCACAUCUAUAUCCAGCGGAUCGACAGGAUGUAGUGACGGUUCAGCCAUUGCCAUCAAAGCAUUGUAUGAGAACCACAUCAUCAUGCUUCGCGUUUCGCGGUCCCUGUCGUUCACUGAGGUUCGUCAACGACUUUACGACAAAUUUGUACGACAGGAAGGCGUGCCACUUUCAGAGAGCUUUGUCGUGGCCAUCCUCGUUCCACCUCCAGUCAAAGAGAAAUCUGGAGGCCGUCCUUACGCUGCUUCGUUCUCCUCUAUGGCAGACAAGGAUAAUGUUGUUCUGCACUUCGUAAAGUCCAACGAUGACUGGGACCAGGCGAUAUACAAGUAUGGAAACAAAGUCCUUCUGCGUGUUAUCGGCAGCCGCGCCUAGGCUGCUCCACGUGUAAUGUAUUGCCAUGCAGGCUUUAAUGUUGUUAUAUUGGCAUUUUCGAUCUUCGCAUUUUUGUAGAAAUCAUUGGUUUUGAUUUCGUUCUUGCAUCCAACAUUUUUUCGUUCCCAACAUUCAACAUUUUCUUUCUUUCCGACACACGAAUUAUUUCCAUUCAACUGCGAUACCUUUGUCCUCAAUAUUCCAUCUUCGUUCUACAUUGCAUUCACUGGAUUUCCUUGUUACUCUUCGUUUCUGGGUUUGGCCGCGUUUGUACUGUCAUAGGAUUGUACUCGCGAGCUCAUGUACGGAUCAAAGUUGUAGAAUGUAUCCUUUUAUCGCAUAUCACAAUUGUCUACUUCAUACCACAAGCUGCUGCAUAUU